Molecule: messenger RNA, 804 nt
Organism: Penicillium soppii
Lineage: Eukaryota; Fungi; Ascomycota; Eurotiomycetes; Eurotiales; Aspergillaceae
Product: alpha/beta fold hydrolase
Exons: 2
Coding region: 1-804 (267 amino acids)
Source: RefSeq, a predicted model, not a curated record
AUGCCCUUCGUCCAAGCCAACAGUCACCGUCUCAACUAUGCAGACUCCCACCCAACCGGUCCUCCCACACCAACUGGUCUAACCUUCAUCUUCAUUCACGGCCUGGGCUCCUCGCAAAACUACUACUAUCCAGUAAUCCCUCACCUCACAGAAUCCCACCGCUGCAUCACAAUCGAUACAUAUGGCGCUGCCCGCUCCACGUAUACCAACGACGCGGUAACAAUCCCCAGCAUCGCAGAUGAUGUCAUUGGCGUACUGGACGCACUACAAGUCCCCGAGGCAAUUGUCGUCGGCCACUCAAUGGGCGGCCUCGUAGUCACAGAGCUGGGUGCUCGCUAUCCGAACCGUCUGCUGGGCGUGGUAGCCAUCGGCCCCACGCAUCCGUCGGAAUUGCUAGUCGCAGUCAUGAGCAAGAGAGCAAUCACCGUCGAGGCUGCUGGAAUGGAACCAAUGGCCGACACCAUUCCCUCUGGAGCUGUCGGCUCGCGCAGCACUCCGCUCCAGAAGGCUUUCAUCAGGGAGUUGAUCCUUGGCCAGGAUCCAAAGGGGUAUGCGGCUCUGUGUCGGGCAAUUGCUUCCGCGCAGCCGGCGGAUUAUGCUGCUAUCACGGCGCCGUUUUUGCUGAUUGCGGGCGAGGAGGACAAGUCUGCUUCUAUGGAAGGGUGCGAGCAUAUUUUUGAGCGUGUCUCGAGUAAGCAGAAGUCUUUUGAAGUGUUAAAGGGUGUUGGGCAUUGGCAUUGUGUUGAGGCGGCUGAUGAGGUGGGUGCAUUGAUUGCCAAUUUUGCGAAGGUUGUGAGUGCCUAG